This is a messenger RNA of Daktulosphaira vitifoliae (grape phylloxera), 612 nucleotides long. RefSeq lists its product as uncharacterized. Lineage: Eukaryota; Metazoa; Arthropoda; Insecta; Hemiptera; Phylloxeridae. The record is from RefSeq and is a predicted model, not a curated record. Bases 115 to 543 code for a protein of 142 amino acids. The transcript has 3 exons.
AUGUGUUGUGUACAGACAGCUCAUUGUGUUUAGUACUCGACUACAAGUGACCGACUUAAUGUGUUGAGGUGUUUUUUUUUAUUUGUAUAUUUUAUUAUUUAUUAACGUAUUAAAAUGAGUGAUGGCAGAAAACGUUUAAGUGGAAGUGCUUAUAAAAAAGUUGCUAAAUUAAAAUUAGAAAAAGAACAAAAAGUCAUUUCUCAAACCGCAAAAUUAACUUCAUUUUUUGGCAAUCAACGACCAUCAAUCUCCAAUUCGCCAAGUAAAAUAGAGACUACAGCUGAACAGAUUUCAAAUGAGUCUAGUGAUAAAAAUGAGCCUAAUCUUCAGAGUCCUCUUGAAGCCCUAGCAAAUGAAAAUCAAAUAAUUGAAAAUUCGGAAAAACAAUUAAUAAAUACGUCUUCUAUUGCACCAAGUGAACAUCCUCUACAUAGUACUUUUGAAACCAUGGCAAAUGAAAAUCAAUUAAUUGAAUAUUCGGAAUUAUUAAAUACGCCAACUAAAAAACCCAAUCCAACACUUUUUGGGGGGCGGCAAAAUUAAGAGCACCGGGCGGCAAAAUUCCUAAAUGCGACCCUGGUUACUAUAAAUAAAUGCACUGAACUACAAGAA